CCGUCUGCGUGGGCCUGGGCGCGGCGCGGGCCGGGCGUACGCAGAGCGCGCCGGCGCGGUUGCCGUGGCAGCGCCGGCGGAGGGGACGGCGACCGGCGGGCUGAGGCGGCGGCGGGGCCACCGAGAGGUCGCGGCCGGCCGGAGGCGGCGCCGGGCAGGCCUGAGCGGCGGCGCGCGGCGCCCGGCCCGCGGGGAUGCGGGACCGGCUGCCGGACCUGACGGCGUGUAGGAAACAUGAUGAUGGAGACACAACUGUUGUUAUUGAAAAGGACCAUUUUAUGGAUGAUUUCUUCCAUCAGGUUGAGGAGAUCAGAAACAGAAUAGCUAAAGUAGCUCAGUAUGUUGAAGAAGUAAAGAAAAACCACAGCGUCAUUCUCUCUGCACCAAACCCAGAAGGAAAAAUAAAAGAAGAACUUGAAGAUCUGAACAAAGAAAUCAAGAACACUGCUAAUAAAAUUCGGACCAAGUUAAAAUCUAUUGAACAGAGUUUUGAUCAGGAUGAGAGCGGGAACCGGACGUCAGUGGACCUUCGGAUACGCAGAACCCAGCAUUCAGUGCUGUCUCGACAGUUUGUGGAAGCUAUGACCGCAUAUAACGAAGCACAGACCCUAUUUCGGGAGCGAAGCAAAGGCCGGAUCCAGCGCCAGCUAGAAAUAACUGGAAAAACUACCACUGAUGAUGAACUAGAAGAGAUGCUGGAAAGUGGGAAUCCCUCCAUUUUCACGUCGGACAUUAUAUCGGAUUCACAGAUUACUAGACAGGCUCUCAAUGAAAUUGAGUCGCGUCAUAAAGACAUUAUGAGGCUGGAGACCAGCAUCCGAGAGCUGCACGAGCUGUUCGUGGACAUGGCCGUGCUCGUUGAGACUCAGGGUGAAAUGAUCAACAACAUAGAAAAAAACGUUAUGAAUGCCACAGACUAUGUAGAACAUGCUAAAGAAGAAACGAAAAAAGCUAUUAAAUAUCAAAGCAAAGCAAGAAGGAAAAAGUGGAUAAUUGUUGCUGUGUCACUUGUUCUGGUGGCUGUGAUUGCUCUAAUUAUUGGCUUAUCAGUUGGCACGUGAUGUGGUGGCUGACGUCAGCGUGCGUGCCUCCCUGCCGGCGCGGCACGUCUAGUUUGUUGUAAAUGUGGCCGCACUAAAGAGAAACCUUGUGCUGAGUGAGCGUGCCUGUUAAUUCUUAAGGAUUCGGAAUACAGAAGACAUUCAGUUCUUCAUUUAGAGUAUCUUUAUUUUGGUUUUCUGUGUGAGUAUCACCCCUCUCCAAACUUCAGUAGAUUUUGUGUUUUUCCUCCGUUUUUUUUAUGCAUUUGGAAUCAUCCUUCUUGCAUUAACUCUUAAGUUAGAAUGCUGCCUGGUGUAUUAAAUUUGGACAUACCACUUAUUUAUCUUAAAACGUUUGUUUGGCGUGAUCAUUGUGAUUAAAAUUAUAUCUAGAUUGUGACAAGUGGUCCUCGAUGAAUUCAUUAUUUUAUCGUGAAAGCAACUGCUGGCUUGGUAGACACUUAGCACUUUCUUAAAGAGAAGACGAGGAGUAUCUCAGUGUGAGCAUCUGUGCACUGAGGACCCGCCACAGGCGAGGGGCCCUUGCAGUUACUGUCCCAGCGUUCACAUGAGCCACCACCUUGCACUCGAGGUAGUUCCCGUUAGAAGCUCUGGGAUGUGGAGUUUGUUAGCGAUCCAUUUUUUCAGAAGGCGGAAGGAGGGAAGGCUCUCUGUUUUCAUCAGGCAGGAUGUUCAUGUAUCCUUCCACGCUUUCCUAUUACGUCUGCUGAAAAAGUGGUAUAUGUGAUUUCCCUUCAUUAAUAAUGAUGGUAUUUAAAAACUAUUUUUAUAAUUUUUUAUGAACUAUGUAUUUUCUUAGCUUUUCCUCGUGGCCAUAAUAUGGCUAGUUGGAUGUGCUUCCACUAAAGGUAAACUUAAUUUUAGAUUGGAUGCUGUGGUGAUGCGCUGGAACGAGGGCAGGCUCCUCCCAGCAGGGUUCCCUGGGAGCCUUGGGCUUUGCUGUGUGCCCUGGGCCUGGCCCGGUGGUGUGCCUUCAUGCCUUUAAGCACGAAUGAACACAAAACAAUGCUCAUUAGUAAGAAGCACAUCAGAGAGCACACCAACAGGUUUUUUUUUUUUUUUUUUAACACAAACGCAGUGGUUGGUGUCUUUAAUUGUACUUUUGAAAAACUAUUCUUGCAGCAGGUAGUUCGGCACAGCCCUCCUCGGGGCCUGUAGGCCUGUGUGGAGGGAAUCCUACUCCCUGGAGCCCUGCAGCGAGGCCAGGGUGCCCGGUUUUCUAUCCAACGACACUGCUAAGAGGACACGUGGCCCAGGAUUUACGUGUAGUAGGUGGUGGCUUGACUCCCAGGGGUGUGCGUGGGCCACCAAGGAGAAGUCCAGGCAUUUGGCUUGAGUUGUGAGCAGGUUAUUGGGCAAGAAUGGUCGUUAAAUCUAUGGCAUUGAGAGUGCAGGAGCUCAGCUAUCGUGGAAGUCAGGAGAGCACCUCUGAAAGCCAGAUGUGGAAGCAGGCACGCACUUACGUGCUACCCAGAGACUCGGCAGUGAGAGUCAGAGUCUCCUGGUUCUCUAAGGUGGUUAGGUGCAGUGAGGUUGACAGGGGCAUAUGGAGCAGGUUCUGGAGCUGAAGGGCGAUGCCAGUGGGAAAGGAGGGGUGAUAGGCUGAAGGAAAAAGGUGUGUCUAGAAAGGUGCUGAGAGAGGCUCCCCGAGAGACACGUGAGGACGAUGCGAACAUGGUCGGGACCACGUCCUCGCUUUCCAGGAAAUGCACGUAACGUUAACAAGCAACAGGAAGUUUGAGGGCGUGAUGUCCUGAAGGCAGUGGUCCCGGGGUUCUGCAUAAUGGACGUGAAGGUUUACCGAGGGGCCCGGCCGUGCUCCCCUUCAUGCAGUAAUCGAUGGCGCUCUUGGCAGGCUAAUACCGAUGCAGAGCUGGCCGGUUUGAGCAGCUGUGAUUUCUCAGAUGAAAGUGUGCCAUGAGUUCGGUAACUGUAAUUUAAAAUGAUGAAUCUCUGCUGUUUACAAAGAGAACUGGAAGUCAGACAGCGUGGUGUGCCUUUCAUCUUCGUGAAUUCCUCCUGUUCUCCCGCAGACCAGACGGGCUUGCCGGAGAGGCUAGAUUUCUUAAGCCAAAGGUUGUUUAGCUUUUCAGCUGUGCGAGGGCUUGUUAAUGGACAGCAAAAAGUUACUGUUAAUAUUGCCUUGCUCUGGGCCCUGGAUGCAGCAGGAGACCGAGUUAAUGGCUUGUUGAUUUCUUCCUUGUAUCAUACCUCAAUGUAAAAAAA
Aethalodelphis obliquidens (Pacific white-sided dolphin) is the source of this 3287-nucleotide messenger RNA. RefSeq names its product syntaxin 2 (gene STX2). Gene Ontology annotation, biological process: exocytosis; intracellular protein transport; synaptic vesicle fusion to presynaptic active zone membrane. Gene Ontology annotation, molecular function: SNAP receptor activity; SNARE binding. Bases 195 to 1061 code for a protein of 288 amino acids. The record is from RefSeq and is a predicted model, not a curated record. Lineage: Eukaryota; Metazoa; Chordata; Mammalia; Artiodactyla; Delphinidae. Gene Ontology annotation, cellular component: endomembrane system; synaptic vesicle; plasma membrane. The transcript is spliced from 11 exons.